Eremothecium sinecaudum is the source of this 3915-nucleotide messenger RNA. It is a transcript of the gene STE6, whose product is annotated as ATP-binding cassette a-factor transporter STE6. The record is from RefSeq and is a predicted model, not a curated record. Gene Ontology annotation, cellular component: membrane. Gene Ontology annotation, molecular function: ATP binding; ATP hydrolysis activity; ABC-type oligopeptide transporter activity. NCBI's taxonomy places the organism in Eukaryota, Fungi, Ascomycota, Saccharomycetes, Saccharomycetales, Saccharomycetaceae. The transcript has a single exon. Bases 1 to 3915 code for a protein of 1304 amino acids. Gene Ontology annotation, biological process: transmembrane transport.
AUGUGGGGGAUUGCCAGAGACAAGAUGAGCGGCUCGAUAUACAAAUAUGUAUCGCUUUCGAAGGAUCUAACACUAUUAGUAGCUAUGGUUUUAACUACUGUGGUGUCGGGGUUAAUGCCAUCGAUUGUAUCUAUUUUAGCGGGAAAAGUGUUCAAGUUGUUGCAGCAGCUUGCCACGAAUGAGUUUGCUACAAAGCAGGCGAUUCUUAAUGAACUGACCGUCAGAUCCAUGGCCAUUCUGGUUGCUGGAGUUGGGUCAAUUCCAUUUUCAUGGCUUGCCAUAACUACCUGGAUGUUUAUCGGAGAGCGGCAAGGUGUUCGAGCAAGGCGCAGACUUCUGUAUGUUUACCUUUCGAAGCCUCUUCCUUGGUACGAUGCUAAUGAGAAUUUAAAGGGUGACUUCACGCAGUUGAAUAGGUGCGUUGAAGAAUUGCGCUCUAGCUCUGCAGAGUCUUCGGCAUUAACUUUUCAAAGUGCUAUCACAGUGAUAGCUCUUAUCUCUACAUCGCUUUACUACUCGUGGUCUCUAACGCUGGUAAUUUUAUGUAGCGCGCCAAUCAUUGCAAUAUUGACCUACGUAUUUUCGAAAUUAGUUGAAAAGUACACAGCGUUGGAAAACAGUGAGACAGCGAAUGCUGCAUCGGUUUUGAGUUGGUGUAUGGCUGCCGCGCAACAAAUUAGAUUGAUUGGUGCUCAGGAUUAUGAAUCGACUCGAUUUGCGAUCAGCGUUCAAAAGUGCAGCCAACUAUUCUUUAAGCUAGCGCUUUAUGCUUCUGCCAAUAUGGCAUCCUUGCGUCUAUUUUCUCUGGCGAUGUUUGUGCAAGGGUUUUGGUAUGGUAACUCUAUGAUCAGGGAUGGGAAGUUAAAUAUUGAUGCAGUUGUUACAUGCUUCUCUGCGUGUAUUUUGUUGAGCUCUACCCUGAAUGGAAUCCUUGCACAAAUAAUGACAAUGCAAAAGGGGAAGGUAGCCGUCAAGAGGAUAUCUCAAUUGGAGGCUUCUGAUGACUAUCAAGCCUCUACCCGGCAGACCAACUCAUUCGAUACGUACUAUUCAGAGCUGAAAAGCGAUGAUUCAAUGGCAAUUGUUCCUAGGGAUAUUGUUUUUAAGAAUGUGUCAUUUAGCUAUCCAUCAAGGCCUAAUGAUGUGGUCCUAAAGAACGUCUCAGUCACAUUUAAACCAGACAGGAUAAACUUUAUUGUUGGUAAGUCCGGAUCUGGGAAGUCCACAUUAGGUAACUUACUUCUAAAGUUCUAUUUGAACUAUCAGGGCGUUAUAUCGGUGAAUUCGAUGGACUUGAGGUCUAUAGAUGAAUCUUGGUUACUAUCCAACAUCACACUGGUUGAACAAUCUUGCACCAUGUUCAAUGAUACUCUUCGCAACAAUAUUAUGAUUGCAGCUAAAGAAGGGCAUACGGACACUAAGUCUUUAAAAACGGCCUGCCAAAUGGCAUUAUUGGAAAAACUGAUACUGGAUUUGCCUCAUGGACUGGAAACCAUUUUGGGAAGUGAUGGUGUCUCACUCAGUGGGGGCCAACAGCAAAGGAUUGCUUUAGCGCGGGCUAUUGUUAGAGAUUCCCCGGUUCUAAUUCUCGAUGAAGUGACGUCUGCACUAGACAUUAUUCAUCGUGACUUGCUGAUAGAAGCUAUAAGAGCAUGGAGAGUAGGCAAAACUACUAUCAUACUUACGCAUGAAUUGACGCAUAUUUUGGACGAUGACUAUUUAUAUUUGAUGGAAGGUGGACAAGUUGUGGAAGAAGGUUAUAAAGGAACCUUAUUAACAUCUAAAUCUGGUAAGUUCUAUAACUUAUACUCCAUGCAACAAAUUGAAGAUGAUUAUGAUUCAGAGGAUUACGAAUCUACAUAUUAUGAUACCGUAUACUCUGAGUACUUAGCCCCUGAUGACUAUGCCUCUUAUUUGGGAAACAGCACUAUUACUUAUCCAAUGGCUCCGACAAAUAGUAUGUUAAUCGAUGGUAAGAUGCUCACUUUUGGCAGUUAUUUUGUAGACGCAAUACGGGCAAAUGAUGAGAAAUAUACACCGGCCAGAAGGGGAAGGAGUAGAAGAAGAAGGUCCGAUGAUGUUGAAAAGCAGCUAGAAUCAUUAAAAACUUUGGAAGCAGGGGAGGGUUCAGGACUGGAUUCUCGUCCACAGCUCAUGUCAAUAUGUCAAAUAUUACAGUUUAUGUUCAGCACGCUGCGCAGAAAGUGGCUUUUAAUAUGGGGACUGCUCUUCUCAGUUUUGGCAGGCGCCACGAACCCUAUAUUUUCUUACGCAUUUUCCAAGUUGCUCAAUGGUUUAGUUCCACACGCUACAGGAAGUGGUUCUCCAUCGUACCUGUUCUAUUGGUCAAUCAUUCUCCUUAUAAUCACAAUAUGCGACGCAGCUUUCACAUUCUUUAAGAAGUUUAUUCUUACGGUCUCCAGCGAGUAUUGGAUUAUGGAUUUACGAAUAAUGGCAAUUGAGAAGAUUAACCAAAAUAGUUUAAAUUGGUUUUCAUUAGAAAUUAAUAAUCUCUCAGAGGUUACCGCUCUAGUGCUUAAUGACUUGCGAGACUUACGGAUCUUAGUUUCUGGUUUACUAAGUGCUUUGACGACUCUGAUUUUGGUAGCUGUUAUAGGAAUAACAUGGGCUUUAGUAAGUGGUUGGAAGCUGUCAUUGGUUUGCAUCUCAUUGCUUCCUUUAUUUGUUAUCCUUUCUAUUAUCUAUGGGGGGUUGCUACAGAAAUGUGAAGAUGAGUACAAGACUUCAGUGGCGCAACUGGAGAAUUGCGUAUCAGAAGUAGUACAAGGUAUGAAGACAAUUAGAUGUCUACAAUUAGAAGGUCAUUUUAUGGACAAGUAUAUAGCACUGGAAUCAGAUCUAAAGAAGAAGGCAUGGAAUAGAGCAAUAGCUACAGGUUUUGGGGUCGCUCUUUCUGGGGCGUUGGUGAUAAUAGUACAAGCAAUUUUAUAUUACUACGGGAUUAAGCUUGUCAUCGAUAGAGAGUAUACGGUUGAAAGAAUGUUUCAAACAUUUACAUUGCUACUAUUCACAAUAAUGACAUGUGCUUCACUAAUGAACGAGCUUCCAGAAUUCAAUCGGGGACAGAGGGCAGCUACAUAUAUUCACCGAAUCCUACAAGAAGGUGAAACUUUAGAUACUGUACCCACUGGUAGGACGAUGCCAUUCCAAUUAAACUCAAAAUCAGAUGCAGUGAUAUCAGUCAACAAUCUAGACUUUUCCUAUCCUUCUGCUAAAACGGUAAAAGUCUAUAGAAACUUAAAUGUCAGCAUUUACCCGUAUCAGAAAGUAGCGGUAGUAGGUGAAUCUGGGUCUGGAAAAUCCACACUUGCAUUGCUACUGACAGGCCUAUAUUCAGUGCCUAGGAAUACUAUAGUUAUUGAUGGUACAGACAUCUGCGAUUGGGAUUUAGACGCUUUAAGGAGAAAUAUUGCCUUGGUAGAACAAAAGGCAAUAUUCUUUGAUGGCACUAUCAGGGAUAACCUGACAUACGGACACUCAUAUCCUGUGAGGGACAGUGAUAUUUAUGAUGUUUUACAAUUAGUGGGAAUUAGUGAUUUUGUCAAUUCGCAGCCAAGCGGGUUAGCUACUCGUAUAGACACUAACUUGCUUUCUGGCGGCCAGGCACAAAGACUAUCAAUUGCAAGAGCAUUACUUCGUCGGCCAAAGAUUCUAAUACUAGACGAAUGUACAUCAGCUCUUGAUGCUGCUAACUCUCAUGCAAUUGCAGAGCUCAUUAAGAAUUCAUUAUUUGGGACAACUAUUUUGGCCAUCACCCAUACUGAACAAAUGAUGCGGGCAUGUAAUGACUUAAUAGUCUUAAAGGAUGGAAAGGUAGGUGAGAAAGGGACAUUUAACGAACUGUUUGCAUCAAGAGGCGAAUUGUAUAGAAUAGUAACUAGCGGUGAACCUUAA